UUUCAGUUAAGUGACAUAGCAGAAUUUUCGGAUGGUCCAAAGGGCAGCGAAAGUCAUGCUAACACUGUGAUGACUCAAGCAAAAAGUUUCUUUAAUGGACUUGGACGACCACGCAACACAUUCAGACCCAAGGUCUUAGCGUGGGUGUUCCGUAAUGACAAAUGGUUUGUUGGCUCAUCAGUGGCAGUGUCUCACUUCUUAAGGCCUCUCUAUUUGUACAAUCGAAUUUGUGGUUUUAAAAAGAGCCUCAAGGAAGCAGUUGUGUACUUUCAGCCUCUAGAAACUGGAGAUGAAGUCGACUGGAAUUCCUUAGCAUUUUGGUUUGGGCAUGAUUAUGAAACCGAAAAGUCUCCUUGUCAAAACUGCAGGUUUAUGUUCCAGAACUUAUCGGGUUUCCUACGAGGGAGAGAUAAUCCGGGAGAUGAAGAUGAUAGGGAAUUAUUUUUGGCGGCAUGUGGUGAAUAUCCUCCUACAAGCCUGUGUCUCCCAGAUGAUGCAGCGUCUGAUAACGAUGCGGUGAAUGAUAGCCUUACAAAAUUCCGGGAUAAAUGUGCAUCAUAUUUUGAAAACUUUCAUGAUGGUAUUUUUAAUUGCUUCUCGGCUUAUGAAUCUGAAGAGGAUGAACGUCGGAGAGCCGAAAUUCUAAGAGAUGUGUAUAACACAUAUGUAAGAGAUACAAUGCACAUUUUUGGAAUAAAACCAGAAUGUAAUGGUAGUUUGAGACCAUAA
This is a messenger RNA of Porites evermanni, 729 nucleotides long. The record is from the annotation of a GenBank genome assembly. Lineage: Eukaryota; Metazoa; Cnidaria; Anthozoa; Scleractinia; Poritidae.